CUGGAGGGCUGCCUUGAGAGCCAGAAUCCUGCUGGAUCUUAAGCAGGAGGAGCUUGUGCUGCAGCCUCUGAGCCUCUGCCUCCGCGGCGGGAGCACCUGGCUAGCCGAGCCAUCUACCCCCGACACAGCACACCGCCACAGCCACCACGGCCACCACCUGGCCACGAGUCCGCGUCCGGCGACAGCCACACCUUUAGUUCCUUCCUGCCCUAGAUCCUUCCUCCGGGGACUGCUGGGCUUGCACACCUCUGACUGACCUAAACGAUGUUUUCUUCUGUGAAACCAUAUGAAAACCAAAGGUAUGACGUCCUGAAGAAAGAUUGUCUGAAGAGGAAGGUGCUCUUUGAGGACCCUACCUUCCCAGCCAAUGAUGAAUCCCUCUAUUACUCAGGUACCCGGCGGCAAGAUGUCCAGUGGAGACGACCUAAGGACAUCUGUGCGGACCCUCGCCUCUUUGUGAAUGGCAUCAGUUCUCAUGACUUGCAUCAGGGCCAGGUGGGAAACUGCUGGUUUGUGGCUGCCUGCUCAUCUCUGACUACCCGGGAUUCCUUGUGGCAGAAGGUUAUCCCGGACUGGAAGGAGCAGGAAUGGGACCCUGAAGAUCCUGAAAGCUACACGGGCAUUUUCCAUUUCCAUUUUUGGCGCUUUGGAGAAUGGGUUGAUGUAGUCAUUGAUGACCGACUGCCAACGAUCUAUGAUCAGCUCAUCUACUGCCAUUCCAAUGUGAAGAAUGAGUUCUGGUGUGCUCUGAUUGAGAAAGCUUAUGCCAAGCUGUUAGGAUGUUAUGAAGCUUUAAAUGGAGGCAACACCGCAGAUGCCCUGGUGGAUUUCACAGGAGGCAUCUCAGAGCCCAUUGACCUGACCAUCGAGGAUUAUGCCAAUGAUGAAAACUUGCGGAACCAGCUCUUUGAGAGAGUGCUGAAGGUCCACUCUCGUGGGGGCCUCAUCAGUGCAUCUAUUAAGGCGAUGACAGACUCUGACAUGGAGACCCGGCUGGAUUGUGGACUGGUGAGGGGUCACGCGUACGCCAUCACAGAUGUGAGAAAGAUUCGUCUGGGCCAUGGCCUGCUGGCCUUCUUUAAGUCAGAGAAACUAGACAUGAUCCGACUGAGGAAUCCCUGGGGGGAGAAGGAGUGGAAUGGUCCCUGGAGUGACACUUCAGAAGAAUGGCAGAAAGUCAGCAAGAGCGAGAGGGAGAAGUUGGGGGUGACUGUGAAGGAUGAUGGCGAAUUCUGGAUGACAUUUCAAGACCUCUGCCGGAAUUUCACCGACCUCAUCAAGUGUCUUGUCAUCAACACGUCCUACCUGAGCAUCCACAAGACCUGGGAAGAGGCAAAGAUCCGAGGGGAGUGGAAAUUCCAUGAGAGUCCCCUGAAGAACCGCACUGGGGGCUGUACCAACCACAAGGAAACUUUCUUCCAGAACCCCCAGUAUGUAUUCAACGUGAAGAAGCCGGGGGAUGAAGUGCUUAUCUGCCUGCAGCAGAAAACAAAGCGGACCACUCGAAGGCAGGGCAAAGCCGAGAACCUGGCCAUUGGCUUUGACAUCUUCAAGGUAGAGUCGAACCGAAAGUACCGCAUGCAUACUCUCCAGGAGAAGGUAGCGGGCUCCAUCUAUAUCAACUCACGCAGUGUCUUCCUGCGGACACAACAGAAAGAAGGCCGAUACAUCAUCAUCCCCACCACCUUUGAGCCAGGCCAGACAUGUGAAUUCCUCCUCCGGAUCUUCACAGACGUGCGUGCCUCCUGCCAUGAAUUGGUCCUGGAUAUGCCCCGCUAUUGGUGCUGGAACAGAAUAACUGGUUACCCUCGUGUGGUCUCCCAAGUCCAUAUCAUGAAGGCUGAAGGGCUGAAAGAUUCCCCUCCAGCAGGAACUAACUCCUACGUCAUCAUCAAGUGUGAAGGAGAGACCGUCAAAUCAGAUGUGCGUAAGCAUACCAACACCCCAGAGUACGAAAUGAAAGGCAUCUUCUAUCGUAAGAAGCCAGAGAAGCCCAUCCUGAUCCAGAUUUGGAACCAUAAAUGCUUGUCGGAUGAGUUCCUGGGGCAGGUGACCCUGAAGGGGGAUCCAGAUGACCUCCAAACAUCACAUGUCCUGCAUCUACAAGAUAGAGGCAAUGGGAAUUCUAAUGACCUUCCCAGCACCAUCUCCCUCCAGGUCUUCAGCAGCAAUAUCCUUACACACAUCUAGGGUUUCCUCUUAGACCCGGAAAACCCAUGGUCUGGGGGCAUGGUUGAACCUGCUCCCAUGUGGUUCCUGCUUUAUCUUGAAGCCCUUUCUUUAUUUCCCAAGGAUGAAAUCACCAUAUAGAAGAAUUGUGCACGUAUCUCCUGAAAUACAGUGUCUGAUGGUACCAGAGGCCUUCUGGGACCUUAAGCAUCUCUUGGCUUAACAGAGGGGUAUAAGACCCAGGGCACCAUCCAGAGUCACUUGUUUACAUGCCAGUGACCCUUUGAAUUUUGCUCUUAUCCCAGUCCUGUUCUCUGUUAGCCAGUUUCCCCUCACCUCUUUCCUUUCUCCCAUGCACUGCCUUUUCCUCCUCUUGUGUUUUCAGGUACCCACAACCUCACCUUUCCCACCCUCUGUAAUGAUAGUUUGUUCUUCCUUGGGGUCCCUUUUGUUCAGAGAAAGUGGCAACAUCUUUGUGUAGCAGAGAAAGCACUGAACUUGGACAUCAGAAAGACCUGAAUUCAAUUCCUGGCUGCACGAUUCACCAACUGGGUGACCAGUGACACCAGGGAAUGACUCCAUCAAUGUGAAGGUGGCCAGUGGCUGGGUGGGCCUUAGAAGACAUCCUUUGGUUUUUGGCCAGGCCAGAGGUCCCUCCCCCACUCUCUGCCCAUAUUCGGACUUCUUGUCGCUACAUGAGCGACUUGCCAGAAUUGUUCCUUCUUAAUCGCUCUGUUAAUUCAUCUUCACAUCAGAAUUUUUUUGGGGGGGUCAAUUCUAUUAGAUCUUCCUCUAAAAGUGCUGAAGCCAGAAGGUCACUGGGGCCUAUUUUAGAGGUGAAGGGACUUCACACAGGCAGUUGGAUGCAGCCAGGCAUCUUACCAGCUCCCAGUGCCAUAGCUUUUCCCGGAAGUUGAACCAGCUGCCAAAAACUGAAGGGUCCUCAGCUCCCUGGAUCAUCUCAUCCAGAUCAGACUAGCUGUUGUUGCUGAUUCCCUUCCCAAAAGAGGUCAGUCCUCAUCUCAUUAGGCAUUCUGCACAGGUAAAAUCCUCUUCAGUCAGGAUGAUAACUGGCAUCCUUGGGCAAUGGGAUGGGGAAUGUGUCAGAGAGCAGUGUCAGGGCAGCCUCUGCUGUUAGUAAGAGACAGGACUCUGCCACUCCACAAAGCUGAGGUGCAGGGGUAAGGGGUGCACGGAAGGGCAACCCCUCCUCCUAUCCCUCCAAAGCAGAGUGGAUUUCCUUCUGAGAAAAGGCCAAAUCAGCCCAAAAAACCAAAGAAUCUUCCUUCUUGUCCUCUCAGUAUGAGGACCAAAGUGUCUUAAUGGUUUUCUUUCUUACUUCAAUUGUGGUUUUUCUUAUUUUAUAUUUUAGAGUGGAUUAGGAGAAACAGAAGACCCGAUCCCAUCCUUUUUUGUAAACCUCAGUUUCUUUGGGUCUUAUGAAAAUGUGAUUUUAGGUGGAUGGAAUUAGGGAUAGGAUGAGUAGGAAUUUCUCACAAGUAGUAUUUAGAAGUGGAUAAAGGCUGCAUAACGAGAAGGUAGGACUUAUUGGAAAAGACUUUGAUGCUGGAAAAGAUUGAAGGCAAAAGGAAAAAUAGGGACAGAGGAGAUUGAGAUGGAAACAAUGAACGUGAACUUGGACAGAUGUCACGAGAAAGUGAAGGAUGGAAAGUCUUGGUGUGCUGUGGCCGGUGGGGUCACCAAGAGUGGGACACAACUGAACAACUAAAACCAGAGUGUUCUGUAUAACUGUUUAGGGAUUUUACUAUUUUUCUUUUGUAAAGCAACAGCUUUUCUCUCUGGUAUCUUCUGAGCCCUGGACAGUUUAAACAUGUCCAGUCCAAACAUCUAUUUUUCCAGGUGGUCUUUGGGUUGUUAGAAGCACCUAAGCCUACCCAGAGACCCCAAUGACUCAGUCAUGCUUGAACCUUUCAUUUUCAAGAUCAACACCAGGAAGGAAGAUCCUUUAGUUUCACGAGGGUUGAAAGCCAUCACCUUUGUAGUUAGAAAACCAGAAUCUUCAGUGAAGCUUGCAAACCUAGGUCUAGUUAAGGGGUACUUGCUCGGUCAAGCUAUAGCCUCUUCCUUUGCUUUCCUGGGGAUUACGUGAAGAAGGAGAUGAUCUCUCCUUGCAAUUCUUCCUCUAGGACAUUUGUGUGAAAUGUUUUCCUCUAGAACUCUUGCCACUGGGACCAAGGUUAACUGAGCUGAAAAGUAUUCUAGUUCUUGACUACUUAGCUUGGCUUUUCUGAUCCUUCCUAUCCCCGCCAUAUGCCAGUGGGCACCCUCUCUCUUGGUUGUUCAUAUUCAGACAAUCUAAAGUGUCCACGGCCCCAUUUAGGCCUAUAUAUUAAGUAUAAAGAGUGGAAGGAAGGGGGAAAAAAGGUCAGGAGUGGGGUGAGCUGUAACAGAAGAAAAGAAAGCUGUUUUUCAUCUUUAAACUCAGCUCUGGGACCCAUGGUGCUCCAUGUGGGUCUGGAAUUGAGACUCUGUGUGAGUGUGACAACGAACAAGUCAUUUAAACCUUUCUGUGCCUCGUUUUUCCCCAUCUUUGAAAUGGGGCCAAUGAUACUUGUUUGUCAAGUGUUUAAUAAGUGCAGUAUAAAGACAAACAUAGAGGCAGUUGUACACACAUACACAAACUCUGUUUAUGUAUAUUUCCACAAAUAUUCAUAUAUAUAAAUCUAGAGUAUGCUAUAUUCACAUGUGUUAUAUAUAUUUAUACAUACAUAUGUGUGUAUAUAUAUAUAUAUAUGUAUAUAUAUAUACACACAUAUGUAUGUAUAAAUGUCUCAGAGCUGGAGGAACCUUUGAGGCCAUCUCCUGCAGAUAUUUGUCCUAUAGCAUGCCCUAGUAAUGAUCAAUCUACCUCCUCUUGGGGUAGCCCAUUCCAUACCUCUGUUAGGGAGUUUUCCCUACCAUUACACAGAAAUUACCCUCUAUAACUCCACCUAUUCCUCCUAGUUCUUUCCACAAAAUCCAAGCAAAACAAUCCUUAUACCCCUUCCACCUGAAUGCCCAUUAGCUAUUUGAGUGCAGAAGCUGUGCCAUCCCCUCUUCCUUUAAGCUAAAGAUUCUUUAGUCUUUUGAUAGGAUCUCCAGUCCCCCGCUGGACCUCAGUGCCCUUUUUGGGGUAUAUUCCAGCUUGUGAAUUUCCCUCCUAAAAUGCAGUCCUAGAACUGGAUAUAGUAUCCCGGACGGGUCUGGCCAAGGCAAGGGCAGAGGGAUUCUUGUCUUCCUUGCUAGGAUGUGAAGCUUCUUUUGAAUGUAACUCAAGUUCGUGCUAGUUUUAGCGCCUGCUUUAUCACAGAGAUGAUCGUUAUUGAUUUUGGGAUUUGAUAGCAGCUGCCCAGAAAGCAUGCCCUGGAAGAGUUUCCCCUCUCUUCUCUGGGACUUGUGUCCUGUCUGGGUCCUUGCCAGGCUGGCCUCCCUCCCCAUGUCCAUUAUUUCUCAGGCAGACCUCAGCCAUUCUUCACUUCACCCUCCACUGCUUGGCCCUCUUCUCUCUCAUCAGCCUUGCCAAAAAUUCUUGCCACUAGAGCCUCCCCUACAGCCCCUCUAGUUCUGGAACCACAGACACAUCAGCUCUGCCAUUGUUCCUGGAAGGGGUUGUCUGUUAUGUUCUGGACCAAAGUGCCCCCCUCCUCCCCUUUUUCCCGCUCUGUGUUUGCUGUUUCUCCCUAUUAGAAUAGAAGCUUCUUGAGGGCAGUGAUUGCUUUUGUAUUUGUAUCUUUAGUGCUUAGCACAGUGCUUGGCACCUAGUGCAAGCUUAAUAAAUACUUUUUCUUC
Molecule: messenger RNA, 5958 nt
Organism: Monodelphis domestica (gray short-tailed opossum)
Lineage: Eukaryota; Metazoa; Chordata; Mammalia; Didelphimorphia; Didelphidae
Gene: CAPN5
Product: calpain 5
Biological process (GO): proteolysis
Cellular component (GO): cytoplasm
Molecular function (GO): calcium-dependent cysteine-type endopeptidase activity
Source: RefSeq, a predicted model, not a curated record